AUGCGUGUUAUACCAGUACAGUACGAAAGUUUGAAAGCGAUUUUGCCGUACAUAGAACCAAAUACACGAUUCCAAAUCUCCCUGCGCAUACCAUCUAUCAGUUCUCUCGAAAAAAGAUUAUCAUUGAAAAUUGUGAAUUUGAAGUUUUCAAAAACAGGAUUGGAAAUAAAUGGAGCUCGCUACCGUCUAGGUGUAUACUGCGAAAUAAAAGAUAAAAAAGUGUCCUCUGAGAUUCAAAUGUCAAUGCUACCGAUGUCACAUGAUAUUGAUGAACACGGAUUCACUAUUUCUCUGGGAAUCAACACAGUGCUCCCUGGAGAUGUGGAUUUGAGAAGGGAAAUCUUGAGAAAUUCACAAAACGAUACAGAUAGAAGAGAACGUCUUCUAGUCCAGGAGUUGAGAGGGCUCAAGAAGAUCUUGGCCGAGCGUUGGGAGUACACAGAGCAAGAUGAGUUCCCAACUGUUCCUUCAUAUCCAGAGUAUCGAGCUGAGAUACAUUGGAAACAAUCUUCUGUGAGACUGAUUCGAGAUCGGAUAAACUCAUUACAAACCGCUUUGGAACCUUUCAAGCAUCGCCGCAAUAACACAAAACCACCGUUCACCAACUGGAUUCAAUUGACUGUGACUUCACAGAGAAGAGGUCUGAUCCAAAGGAUUCCUUACAAUAAGAAUCUGUUCGUGGCAAUGAAAAUGCUAAUCUCUACAAUGUUUGGUAAGCGAAGUUCAAUCAUAUCGGUGAAGAAUGUGACCAUUGAUUUUUGCGAUUAUAUUCUUCGUUUUCCUGUGGAAACCAAACUGAGAAUUCAAUCAUUGGAUCUGCUCAGUUGGAAUGCAUCCAAUUUUCAAGCAUUCAGUCGAAUUAUUGAUAAGUCUUCGUUCCCUCUUCAACAAUUAACAAUGAAAUGUGGUGCUCGUCGCUCAAGAUUUGAACAUGUAAUUGUUAAAGAUGCGAGGACUCUUAUCAUUGACAAAACCACAACCAUAUCACGCCCAUGGAUUCCAAUUCUUCGCAACCUAACCAACCGACAUUUGUAUUUGAAACAACAAAGUAGAAAUGAAUCUCAUGUAGACUACGUGAACUUUAUCAGCAGUUGGUUGGAGAACGGACGCCCCGUUGGAACUUCUUGGACAGCUAUCAUGAAGGAAGAAACUGUCAAGCGGGUUUUAAUCAAUUUGAAAAUGAGACCAGAUGUUGUUGCAGUGUCAGAUAACUAUGUUGAACUACGUGUCAACGCUUCAUCGAGUCUCCAAGUUUUUUAUAAAGCUUUACAACCAUCGGACCCCUACACAAAAUGGUUGUUGAACUGGAGAGUUGUUCGGCCACAAUCCACCACUUCGAUUGAUCAUUUCUCAGGAAUCUCCCAGGUUGCUCAAUCAUUUCAUAAGAAACUUCGAGCAUCAAUGCAGCAUUGA
Molecule: messenger RNA, 1413 nt
Organism: Caenorhabditis remanei
Lineage: Eukaryota; Metazoa; Nematoda; Chromadorea; Rhabditida; Rhabditidae
Exons: 4
Coding region: 1-1413 (470 amino acids)
Source: RefSeq, a predicted model, not a curated record